ACGCAGCGGCUGUAGGGGCGUGCCUCUGACGUCAAGGAAGGACAAAUUCAUUAAGUCUGGAGGACGUUCGUUCUCUAUCAGCCGGCGAAGGGGCGAGUGAGCGCCAUCUUAUAGGGUACCAACAUGUAUUCGUCUGUUGCACAGUUAUCCCGGGUCAACCCAUUUAAUGCCCCGCAUUUCCAGCUGGGGCAAGAACCCGUGGUUUUAAGAAAAAGUAACAACCCCCAGGCUCAGCCUACAAGACACCUUGCUGCUGCCGCUGCUUUGGAUGAGGAGUAUAGCUGUGCUUACGGAUCAGCAAAGUUCUUUGCACUUUGUGGCUUUGGUGGAAUCAUAAGCUGUGGGACAACACAUACUGCAGUGGUCCCACUAGAUCUGGUUAAAUGCAGAAUUCAGGUGGAUCCCAAAAAAUACAAAAGUAUCUUCAGUGGCUUCUCUGUAACACUUAAAGAAGAUGGUGUUCGCGGCCUUGCAAAGGGAUGGGCUCCAACAUUCAUAGGAUAUUCAAUGCAAGGCCUCUGCAAAUUUGGUUUCUAUGAAGUGUUCAAAAUAUUGUACGGCAAUAUUCUAGGAGAGGAAAAUGCCUUCUUGUGGCGUACAUCCCUGUACCUGGCUGCAUCUGCCAGUGCAGAGUUCUUUGCAGAUAUUGCUUUGGCUCCAAUGGAAGCUGCAAAAGUACGCAUUCAAACACAACCAGGUUAUGCAAAUACUCUGAGACAAGCUGCUCCUAAGAUGUAUGCUGAAGAAGGAAUUUGGGCAUUCUACAAAGGUGUUGUCCCUCUCUGGAUGAGGCAGAUCCCAUACACCAUGAUGAAGUUUGCUUGCUUUGAACGCACAGUUGAAGCCCUGUACAAACAUGUUGUGCCCAAGCCCCGAAGUGAAUGUUCAAAGUCUGAACAGCUGGUGGUUACAUUUGUGGCUGGUUAUAUUGCUGGUGUUUUCUGUGCCAUCGUUUCUCAUCCUGCUGAUUCAGUAGUGUCUGUGUUGAACAAAGAAAAGGGAAGCACAGCCUUGCAAGUCCUAAAGAAACUUGGACCCAAAGGAGUGUGGAAGGGCUUAACAGCCCGUAUUAUUAUGAUUGGUACCUUAACUGCUCUGCAAUGGUUCAUCUAUGACUCUGUGAAGGUCUACUUCAGGCUUCCUCGUCCUCCUCCCCCUGAGAUGCCAGAGUCCCUGAAAAAGAAGCUUGGUCUGACCCAGUAAACACAUGGACUUAAAUCAUUUUGAUUUCAUUGACACUUUAAGCUAAAGUUUUAUAAACUCAACCAUGUAGGCCCUACCUUCUCUGCGAUGUAAUUAUUGGUUGUGCCCUCACUCUGCUUGGUAGCCCAAAAGUCAAAACUGGUUUUACCGUAAUUAUCUGUUGCAAUAAACAGAAGAUAACUUAA
Molecule: messenger RNA, 1388 nt
Organism: Spea bombifrons (plains spadefoot toad)
Lineage: Eukaryota; Metazoa; Chordata; Amphibia; Anura; Pelobatidae
Gene: SLC25A3
Product: solute carrier family 25 member 3
Exons: 8
Coding region: 124-1203 (359 amino acids)
Biological process (GO): mitochondrial phosphate ion transmembrane transport
Cellular component (GO): mitochondrial inner membrane
Molecular function (GO): phosphate transmembrane transporter activity
Source: RefSeq, a predicted model, not a curated record